CUCUAGCGGUUUGCAGCAGUUACUGCUAUAACGGGAGGAGAACAAGUGGGCCCUCUCGGUAUAAACAGGCUCUGGUCCUACAUAACGAAACAGGAAGAGCACUCAGAAGAGUCUGGUAGCUGCUGCUGUUUAUUUGGGAUUUUUAACACUAAACUAAGUGUAGUCCUGCUGUCUGUGAGGAGAUUCAGAGCUCAGUAUGAUACUGUGUGCUGUCCUCUCCGUCUGUGUGCUGCUGGUCGUGGCUCUGGCUGAAGGCCCGACCACCGCAGUCCCCCGGGCUAACUCCAGCAGAGCGGCCGUGCAGGGAGCCGCUGUGAGCGGCAGCACCAGCAAGACCAAGUCGGAGAAUAAAGCGGCUAGGAACGUCACUCUGAACAGCCUGAACCUGGACGGCUCUAUGAUUCAGAGGGCUCUGUACGUCCUUAUCGGAAUCACUAUUAUCGGUGUUCUGUACUUCCUAGUGAGAGCGGUCCGUUUAAAGAAAACAACAACCCAGAGGAAGAAAUAUGGGCUUUUGUCGAACUAUGAUGACACAGUGGAGAUGGCACAGCUGGAGAGUGAUGAGGAGGACACGACUGUUUACGAAGCCAAAUCACUUAGGAGAUGAGCCUGAAGUGCUGGGUAUGAGGUGGAGGAGGAGGAAAGUAAUGAAGACAAUCUGUUCCUUUGAAAGAGAAGAAAAGAGAAGAAAUCCUGGAUAAUGCAAUGCUGGAGGUGUACAGCUAUAAGCAAUAAAAUGGAAUGUGUUCUUGUGAUGGAAUUGAAUGACCAAAAAAGGCCAUCUCUGAACUUUAGAGAAGGUCCAGAUUUAUGCAUUGGAAAGCUUGGUGUUGCGUAAGGGACUAAAACUGUUUUGGUAAAGUUCUUGUACUAAAACUGUCUUAUUUCUUAUUUUUUUGAGCUCUUAUACUGUGUACUAAUCAGUCGUACUUCUGAAUGACCACCCUUUAAUUCUGGAAAUAUGAUGCUGUAUUUGUUUUUGAUUCCACAUGUACUGUCAGUGCUUUAGCUGAAUUGGACCUUUGUCUCACUUCUUUUUUUGUUUGGUAGUUUAGGAAUGUAUUGCAUACUGUUAUCUUUGUUUACUGGACACACGUAUGCAGGUGUUGCAGAGUAAUUGGGAGACACAAGUCCAAAACGUUCCACUGUGAGAACAUUCCUGUUGAGCGCUGCGUCAUAAAAUCAAUAUGAAUGUACUUGGAAAUGUAAAAUGGCUUCACUCCAUAUUUUGCACUUUGAGAAUGCUGAUGAGUUGUAUAGUUAAAUUAUUUUGGGUUACUUUAUUUAGACAGAGAACAGUUAAGUAAGCGUUCAAACGUGUGAAUCAGAAGACAAACUUAGGCUCCGUCCACAUGUGUCCUACUAUGUUGUUAAAAAUAAGGUAUUUUGUUUAAGACACUCCUUUUGAAAACGGAUUUUAGUUUUGCGUAAACAGGCAAAGUGGAGCUUUUUUGUAUAGUACACUAUUUAUAUCACAAAACUACAACAUCUACACACAGAAAGUUCAAAUUUCAACAUGAAUAAAUGUAUAAUAUACUGUUCUAUUACAAAUAUAUAAGUAUCUGUUUAGAUUUAGAUCUGUUUUUUGUGCCAUGCAUAGUGCACUACUUAUGGAGUAGUGGGUAAUUUGGGAUUAAAUCUCUGUUUUAUUCCUUCUUCAUGGUGUUUUGAGGUACUCACUGGCCUGGCAUGCUCUUGCAAGCAUUGUCACCUCUGUGUUGACAGAAAUAUUUAUAAAAACAGAGAGUGAGAAAUGUCUGUUUUUAAAAUAUAUCCAGAUACGUGUGGGCAGAGCCUCAGACCUAAUCAUUUAUUGUGCUAAAUCCAGAGAUCUGCAUUUUUUUCUGUGCUGUCUCACACUCUUGAAAUGUUUCUUUGAGCGAUGUCACAGAAAUAAAAUUUUUGAUUCCAUAGAGAACCGUGUUUGUAAAAGAGGUAAAUGAGUGUGAAGAACCAUUAAAUGUAAAGUUUCUUUAACAAAUUUGAAGGUUCUUCACACUUUCACAGUCUGUAAUACAAACAAAAAAAACUAAAAUAUCUUUAUGAAACCAAAAAUAGUUUUCAUGUGGAAUGUACAAGCAGAUUUCAUUUGUAAACCGUCGCUGCCAAAGCUGCACUCUCUGAUGAUCAGUGUGUUGAAUAGCUGUGAUUCCUGCAUAAGGAAAGUUGUGCUGUCCUGCUAUUUUUCUGUAAUUAUUUUCGUGAAAACAUGCAUUCCCGAGUUUGAUAUUCCUGUUAUUUCAUAAAGGCUGAAGUGAGGAGAUUGACUGACCUUCAGUGACUUGUAAAAAAAAAAAAAAAAGUGUGAGACCAGCUGGUUAUUGACCACAGUGUUUGAUAUAGUGCCGUUUGGGUGGAAUGCAUGAUAUAUCUGCAGGUAUUUAGUACUCAAAAUUCAGAUGUCUUAAAGUGUGCCUUUAAGUAUUUUUGUUUUGUUUUUAAAUCCAAAUGAUUGUGAUCUGAAAUGAUUUGUGAUAAUGCUACUCUUUCCAUUUUGAAAGCUUUACUUUUCUUUUUAAAAUAAAAUGAAAAAUAUUUUGUAUUUAAUAUAUUUCUACAUCAUCCUUUUUAAGGAAUGUCUUGUUAAAGGCUGGCUGGAAGUUCGUAAAUGGUUAUUUUUUUGUUAAGUAGAUCUUCGUCUCUGCGUUUCAUUUCAAAAUCUAUUUUUUCUGUUUUUCUUUCAUUCCAAAUGCAUUCAUCAGCCAAUAGAUAUUUGGAUUUUGAUAUUUGUUUAUAUGGUUGUAUACUGGAGCUUCAAAACUAGCGGAAGUCCAUGUCGCUGAAAAUUGUUUCAGUUGACUUAAACCCUGUUUACACUCGAACAUUUUUGUUACUAAUAUCUGGAUUGUAUUCUGAUUAGAUUUUAUCCACAUGCAUGUACACAAAUGUGUGUCCACUUAUUUAAGAAUGAAAUCAGGCUGGAGUCUUAGACCACCUCCUAAAGUGUUUUUUAUAUGAUCUGAUUUAAAUGUGUCUUGGGUGAGUUUACACCUGAUUUUUAUGUGGCUUCCUCAAGAUAUAAUCCAGAUGCUUAACCUGCAUAAAAUGACCAGGUGUGAAUGGCUUCAUAGACCACCUCCUGCACUGGCAGUAGUGGUCAGAUUUGUAUCAGUUUUAAGUGUGUUUACACUUGCAUUUUUACGUGGCUUUGCCUUAAACAGAUAUAAUCCUGAUACUCAAGAUGCAUUAAGUGACCAGGUGUAAACAGGAUCUUAGAUUUCAGUGGUAGCUCCAGUGCAAAGACUACAAAAGAAAUGAAACCAAAGCCAAAACCCAAGCAUGUCUUGGCUGAUUGACUGCAUUUUGGGGCUUUUUUUUAAUUAAACCUCUCUGUAAGAAGAAUAUCAAGGGCCUAAAUUGAGAAUGCAAGGCUUUUGAUGAAAGGUUCUGUAUCGUUUACAUUGAUGUGCAUGUUCAGACUUUGUAUCCAGACAUUGAUUCAGACCCAAGUGAGAAUGAAAUCAUAAAGUUUAAAACUUUACAGUCUAUUUCCUUUGUCCUGUGCUGAGAGCUAGGAUGAGGUUGAAUAUGUACGGGGCGUGUUUGCCUCUGCUGCUCUUAUUGAAAAUUGCUGUUGAUGAGAAUAGCAUUUCCCUGAGGUUGCUUUUCAAUAAAAAAAUCUUAAGAUAA
Molecule: messenger RNA, 3630 nt
Organism: Astyanax mexicanus (Mexican tetra)
Lineage: Eukaryota; Metazoa; Chordata; Actinopteri; Characiformes; Acestrorhamphidae
Gene: fam174c
Product: family with sequence similarity 174 member C
Exons: 3
Coding region: 197-607 (136 amino acids)
Cellular component (GO): extracellular region
Source: RefSeq, a predicted model, not a curated record